Pneumocystis carinii B80 is the source of this 731-nucleotide messenger RNA. RefSeq lists its product as hypothetical. The record is from RefSeq and is a predicted model, not a curated record. NCBI's taxonomy places the organism in Eukaryota, Fungi, Ascomycota, Pneumocystomycetes, Pneumocystales, Pneumocystaceae. The coding region runs from base 47 to 685 and encodes 212 amino acids. The transcript is spliced from 2 exons.
UUUUGAAAAAAAAGGCAGAAAAUCACUGUAAAAACGUUUUUUAGUUAUGGAGAUAGGUUGUGUUUUUCAUCAAUAUUGUACUGUUUGUGAUCGGCUAAUUGAAAAUUCCUAUGGUUCAUUGCUUUACUGCUCAGGUGAAUGUAAGAAGAAGGAUUCUGAAGAUGAUUAUCGUGAGAUUUCUCCGGUUUCCUAUGAAAAUUCAUUUUCUGGCUUAACAACUGUAUCAUCAUCUCCAUCUUAUACAGGAAUGACACAUUUAUCAUGUACGAAUAUGUUCUAUGAAUGUGUCUAUUGGCCUCGUUAUGCUUCAAUGAAUCGUCUUUAUUCUUUUUCUGAUUCAGAAGAAAUUAAUGAAUAUGGAUCACCAGCUAAAUAUGUUCCGUCAACGGUUCCAGCUUCAUUAAUAAAUAGUAAGGUUAAUUCUCAUAAAUACAAGUCUCCUGUAUAUCGUACAAAUUCUUUUUCUUCAUUAUCUGUACGAUCUAUUGACUUGGUUACACCUGUUAUGUUGAAUAUAAGAAAUCAAGAUACAAUGAACAAAGAUCGGUAUUCUCAAAUAAAGGAAUUGAGAUAUCCGACUAAAGCAGCGGGAUCGAUUUACAAUACAGAUGGGCCGGGGACAGGUAUUAGGAAGUUAUUUUGUUUUGAAAAGUCACCCAAUACAGAUGAUUUUCAUCAGAACUAGAUUUUUAUAAUUUUUUUCUUUUAUAAUUAUCAUAUUGGUUUGGAAU